CGGCCCUGGGUCCCCUUUCCAGUGUAGCGCCAAACGGCCUGGGCUGGGAUGAGUUCUGAAAACAAACGGUUUUGGGAAUCCCGCUUGGUUUGGCUGAUUCUGGCCAGCCCAUGGCUCCGGCACGGUUGCCCCAGCCCCGGGUUUCCCCUCCGAAAUGCACCAGAAGCUCGCAGUGGGCAUGCCAGGUUAUGGCAGGGUUUUGCCAGGCAGCGAGAGGCACGCUCGAGACGCGUUAGUGAGACGGCAGGUUGGAUGAGGAGUCAGAGUCUGAACUUCUUCCAGGUGUCCCUUUAGAACAUUUCUUAUUUCUCCACUUGCUUCUCCCAAUGGAAAACCAACUGGGUUUCCUUUUCUGCUGUUCAUGCUGAGCAGUUGCUUGGAGAGGUGGUGCAUGAGUGGAGAUACAUCUGGUGAUGAUUCGGAUGUGGGAAUCGCCCCGGACGCGGUUGCUGCUGAUGCUCCCCUGGGAACAUGCCUUGAUAGGGAAUUAACACCAGUCAGUGAUGGGCUGUGGGACAAGCAAAGUGCUUCCCGAGCCCCCCAAAGAUGUGCAGCUAGACCUGGUUAAAAAAGUGGAACCUUACACCGGCCACAGUGACAUAUACAAGCAUUUCAUCAAAGAUGACUGCGGGGCUGUCAUCAAAGCUGGCUCUCCCUCCCCUCCGCAGCACACCAACCCCUACCCCGGGAACCCCCUGCCCGCCCACCAGCCCGAGCCCCGCAAGAACAAAGUGGCCAAAUACCGCGCCAAGUUCGACCCCCGAGUGACGGCCAAGUACGACAUCAAAGCGCUCAUCGGGAGGGGCAGCUUCAGCCGCGUGGUGCGCGUGGAGCACAAGGCCACCAAGCAGCCCUACGCCAUCAAGAUGAUCGAGACCAAGUACCGGGAGGGCCGGGAGGUGUGCGAGUCGGAGCUGAGCGUCCUGCGGCGCGUCCGCCACACCAACAUCAUCCAGCUCAUCGAGGUGUUCGAGACCCAGGACCGCGUGUACAUGGUCAUGGAGCUGGCCACCGGCGGGGAGCUCUUCGACCGCAUCAUCGCCAAGGGCUCCUUCACCGAGAGGGACGCCACGCGGGUGCUGCAGAUGGUGCUGGACGGGGUGAGGUACCUGCACACGCUGGGCAUCACCCACCGGGACUUGAAGCCGGAGAACCUGCUGUACUAUCACCCGGGAACGGAUUCCAAGAUCAUGAUCACGGACUUCGGGCUGGCGAGCGCGCGGAAGAAGGGGGAUGACUGCCUGAUGAAAACCACGUGUGGGACCCCGGAGUACAUCGCUCCCGAGAUCCUGGUCAGGAAGCCCUACACGAACUCCGUGGACAUGUGGGCGCUGGGGGUGAUCUCGUACAUUCUCCUCAGCGGCACGAUGCCCUUUGAGGACGACAACCGCACCCGCCUGUACCGGCAGAUCCUGAAGGGAAAGUACAGUUACUCAGGCGAGCCCUGGCCCAGCGUGUCCAACCUGGCCAAGGAUUUCAUCGACCGCCUGCUCACAGUGGACCCCAGCGACAGGAUGACGGCCCUUCAGGCCCUGAAGCACCCGUGGGUGGUCAGCAUGGCAGCCUCCUCCUCCAUGAAGAACCUGCACCGUUCCAUCUCGCAAAACCUUCUCAAGAGGGCGUCCUCCCGCUGCCAGAGCACCAAGUCAGCGCAGUCCACCCGCUCCAGCCGCUCCACCAAAUCCAACAAGUCGCGGCGCGUGCGGGAGCGGGAGCUGCGCGAGCUCAACCUGCGCUACCAGCAGCAGUACACGGGCUGAGCGCCCGCCGGGCGCCCCGCCACAGGGCCACAGGUCUCCUCUGCGCUGCAGGUGUGCACACACUCAGUGAGGAACAGCCACGUUCCUCCCUCCCUCCCUCCAGGUGUUCCCCCCUCCCAUGAGGAGGUGUCCCCCUCACCCCGUGCGGAGGAAAGGGAACCUUGUGGUGGCCGUCCCAGCCUGCGAGCUGUGCCGCGGGGUCUCGCGCCAGAAACGGGGGAGUCCUUGCGGGCUCGGAGCCUCAAGGAAUUAAGAAGCCACGUGGGGAGAAGAGCUCUUUCUGUAGCCCAGGAGCUUGGUUGUUCAUAGUUAUUUAUUAAUUCCAGAGCGUUUAGUUUCUCUCACUUGUGUAUGGAAAAAAGAAGAAAUCACUUGGUGUGUCUGUGCAUGCACAUCCAUGCGUGCACAUACACGUGUGGGGGUGUAUAUGUAUUUAAAAAUUAUGUAUGCACAGAUUUUGAGCUGGUUUAGUCAGACUCCAUGGUGCCUUUGCAGCCAAGCUGGAAUGAGUCGUGCAGUUAGAAGUGGGAUAGCUCUGACUCACUGGUGUGCUGCCCACCAGCUCCUUGCCAAAGAGACGCCAGACAGCAGUUUUCCACGAGGGCUGGGAAGCUGCGAGGUUUCCCCCAAGGGCUGCCAUCCUCCUGAUGACAUCAAGGGCUCACUUGCCUGAUGACAUCAAGGGUUUACCCCUGGAAUUGUCCUUUCCCUGUUUGCAGCAAGACCAGUGCCUGUCAUGCAGGGUUUGUUGUUCUUGUGGCUCUGUGGUGUCUCUGACAUGUUACACACCUUGCACCCUUCAGAAGAAGAUUGAGAAGGUUGAGUUUUUUUGUGCUAAGGGGAAAAAAGAGGGGAGAAGUUUUAGGGAUGGGCUAUAACCACUGUAAGCACAAUGUUACUGACCAUGUCACCACACCAGAGCUGAACUCUCUGCAAGAUUUUCUUCCCAACUGGUUACAGCAGUAAAGUGGGGCUGAUGGCACAGGCACAGGAUGGAUUUAGCCUCUCAUGGUAGCAGAGUGAUCAGCAGUGAAGGAGAGUGCUGGGGUUUGAAACUUUUCUUACAAAGCCACAUGAUUUGCUUUGUGCUGUGCACUUGGGAAGGGCUUGCUUGGCUCUGGGCUGGAGGUGUGGGCAGUCCAAGCCCAAGAGUCUGGUGAGCUUGGCCUUUUACUAGGAUUGAUGUCUGUGCCACUGUGUUUCAGUAUCAGCAGGGCUGAAGUGGUCAGUCACAUCUCCAGGGAAUGCUCACAGUCACUCCUAGUCAGCAAACACCAAAGCAGCUUUAGUGAGAGAAGAUUUGAGUUUUCUGUGCUAAGGCAAAAAAAAAAGAGGGAUUUCUGGGGGUAAUUUUCUGGGGAAUUUCUGGCUUCCCACCCCAAAAGUGGGAUGGGCUGUAAAUAUGUGUAACCAGCCUGGUGUGCCCAAGCAUGUGGUGGGGCAAGCAGCAGAAACUUGAGGACAGCCACUGUGUGUAGCAGGAGUGAAUUCAAAAUCCUUUGUGUGGUUUUGCAUGCUAUUUUGAAAACCUCACAUCCUUUGCAGGCUGCCCUUGGUCUGAGCAACCCGUCCUACCGUGUCACAUGCAGUCUUUCUUCCAUCAGCAUUAACACAUACUGUAGAAUUCCCCCAAUUUUUUUUUUUUCAACUCUGUGGACUGCAAACAAAAAUGUUUUCAGCAUCUUUUACCUCCUCACAUUGUUUUUCCCUAGUUUGUUACCACAAACUAUAAACUAGAUGUGAUUUCUGACAAAGCAGGCAGCUUGCCACAUUUUGCUUCAUAAACAGUUCAUUGUCCCUCAUGGUACUGCAAACAGCUCUCCAAAAGCAGGAGCCCCUCUUAGGCCAGUAUCAGCUGGACCAUGGGGGCCCUGCAGGUCAGGUGGUGGCAGGAGGCUCCCUCGGAGCACUUCUGGUUUUGAGCUGUUACUUGAAGAGGCUUUGGUGUGUUUGGAGCAUCACUCCAGGCACUGUGAUUGCUUUUACCUCCUCAUGGCUGCUCCCAUGGCCCUCCCCAGAUUAUCCUGCAUUUUUAUCCAUAAAACAGGGACUUUGCCUGUGUGAGGGGGUCAAACUGAUGAACUGAGCCAAGACUGCUAGAACUGAGACCUUCCCUUUAACCACUAGACCGUCAAUAUGCACAGGCAUCGUGCAGAUACCUGCCCAUGCUGUUCUUUAUCCUUCUCUUAUGGGAUGAGGAAUACAUAAAGCUCUGGGCUAACGAGGCUUGUUUCUCCACCUUCACAAAGCAGAAUAAGAAUCUUCUCAUCUGUGACAAUUUUUGCUUCAUUGCUCUUUUCCAUAACUGUUUUUUCACCAGGGAAUGUUCGGACUGAGCGUUUGUGGUUACUUUGGGCUGGAGUAUGUUUUGGGAAGCAGGAGGUUGCUGUGCAGGUUCCUGACAGAGUCAGGUUUUGGAGGUGAUGCUCUGUGACUAGGAGUGAAUUGGCAGAAGGGAGGAUCCAUCACAUACAUGAGAAUACUGGAUAGCUGCACCUGCCUCUCCGUGGUACCGAGGUGUGUGCAGUCCUCGGGCACUCCACUGCUUGGGAACUGUGGGAAGAGGACCAAGGCCAUCCCAUAAAGAGCUUUGGCUUUUCUAAAAAAAAGAACUCUUAAUUUGUUUCACAAAUGCAAUAUUUUCUUGUGAGCAUUGAAAAAUCAGUGUAAACUUGGGAAAAUCUUUACAGGCUUUCCUUCCAUCGUUCAGUUUUAACACUCUUGGCUCACUCCCUCUUCUUUUUCUAAAUCCAGUAUUCGUAGGAGCUUUGCAGCCAGACAAUAAUGUGUGGUCAGAGGGGAGAUGAGCAGAGCUCUGUCCAAGUGACCCUGGAGUCCUCAGUGAUCUUUCACUAAGUCUGGAAAACUGUGAUGAUCCAAAUGCCACGUUGGAAGGUCUGGCUUAAGAACAAUUCCUCAGGUGCUUUUAUUCUUGCAAGCAGGACACGUUUUCAGUUGGGUCUGGUGUGGAGGGGGACAGGCAAAGUGCUGUAAUUCUGAGCCAUAGUCCAGGUGCCUUCAAUCUGUCCUCUGAGAAGCUCUUCACUGUGAAUUACCUUGAUCAUCUGUCUUCAUCCUACAGGAGCAGCUCAGUGCUCAGUUGGUCUUAAGUCUCAGGAGUUUACACUUUCCAGGAGUGCCUUUUUUGGGGAUUUUAGAAACUAAAAUCUCUCUGAAAUGUUUUUUUUUUUUCUAUCUUUCAUUUAAUUUUUUAAAUGUCCUUCUUUGACUCUUAAUGGUGGUUCUUAAUUUGGCUUGCAGGAUGUUUUUGGGAAACUUCCCUCCUGGGUGUGCAGGGAGGACAGAAGUAACACCUGCCUGUUCCAGACCACCACAAAUCUGAGUGCUUGUUUUGCCUGCUCUGGCUCACGCAGGGGAAGUGGAGUUGGAAUGACACCUAGUGGCAAACUGUGAUGUGUCCUUGUCCAAGCACAGCCCUCUCCUCGCUGAGUUCCCUCUGUUUCUGGGUGAGAUGCUCUUUGAGGAGUAAAGAGAAUUAGGGUGGUUUGUCUUUUGGAACUUAGCAGUACUGUGUAAAACAAUCCCAUCCUUUUGUCCCGGGCUGCUCUCUCGGGCAAGAGAAUUACAGCUUCAAAGAAUGUGGCCUUUUUUUAUUAUUUUUGUUGUGGGUUAUUGGAAAAGAAUGUGAAAGAAUCUUCCAGAAAUUGCGUUGGGGGUCUAAAGAUUUGCAUCCAGGUUUUUGAGUGUGUAGUGUAUUGUCCUAAAACAGCAGUUACCAGUCCAUGGUUGAUUUACUUCUCACUCAGGCUUCUGGAAAUCCUAACACAUCAACCCAGUGGGGGUAGAGACCACCCUUCCUUCGAUCCUGAAGAAGUCUGUGCUAUUUAACCCUGCAGUUGUGAUAGCAUCCAGAUGCUCCUGCUCUGUGUUGUUCUUGGAAGCACACAGCUGUACAUGGAAGAAAGCUUGAGAGCCUUGUGAGGAGUUUAAGCCCAGGCAAGAGGGCUCAGACUUGCUGGCUUUGGUGGUGAUGUGGAAACCAGCUGCAGUGUAGGGGCUGCUUCACGUGCUUGUUCUGGAUGUGAUAAACCCUCACAGUCUUCUUUGGAAUCUGUGUAUUUUCCUCUUUUAGGUGAGAUAUUUUCUGUUCUGGUAAUUUUCACUAUUUCUGAGGCCAUGCUCUAUUUCUCAGUCCUGUUUUCUACCCUGGUGUAUGGCUGCAGUACUAAGAGAGUCAACUUUUAUCUGAUGCUCAAACUGGAAUAGGAAUGAUGGUUCACUUGGCUGCUGGGCAGCAGCUCUGGGUUUGGCUCUGCAGGAGCUGUGGCAAGUCCAGGGGCAAGGUAAAAGCUUCCAUACGGUGCCUUUGAGGACCUGCAGUGGAGGCUCAGCUCAGUCUUGUACCACAUAGGGCAGGUAAUGUGUGGCUGUUACAGGCUUCUCAUUAGGCUGUGUGGGACCAUAUUGUUUUAAGUAAUGAUACUGAAGAUUUGGGGGGUUUGAGGUGGGAUAAAUUAAAAUCUCAAUUGUUUGACUUAAUUCAGUUUUCUAAAUGAUGCAAAGCGACACAGACAUUGGCUUCUUUGGCACCAGUGUGAGCCCUAGAAUUUGCAGGGAGGGUGGUUGUGUCCAGGCCUCUCACCCACUCAGCUUUCUCAUGGAAAGUGUCACAAAGUGCCUGUACCACUCAGUGCAUGUAACCAGUCCCAAGUUGCCUUCACUACUCUUGGGAGGGUUUUGGUGCUUUUUUUGACCACUCAGUCUCCUCUUUCACCCUGGAUUAAGAGUGCAGCACUCCAAGGCAGGUGCCUGCACGUCAGCUGUGCCUUACUGUGCAGGAAACUCCCCAAAGAAAUAAAUGUGAACUCCAGGGAUGUGUGGUGGUAAGCGACAUCAUGGAGCUCAGUGCCUUCCACCCUCAGUGUGCCAAGGGCAGUGGGAGCUCUGCCCGGUGACAAUUGUCCCUCUCCCAUGUCCCCCCCUGCCUGGUGAUACUGCAGAUCCCUCGUGUGUGACGGGCGAGCUCGGCUGCUGUUGCAGAGGCUGUUGCACCGUUUGCCGAGUGUGGAACCGAUGGUGGAGCAGAUCCGCGGCCCCGUGAGGUGUGUUACAAACCAGCAGCUCCUGCGCGGACGCCCAGAUGCCGUGAGCUUUCCUGUUGCCUUUCACUACGGAAAGACACCUCCCGGGAAGCCCUUGGGAUCGGAGAUCUUCCGGCACUUGAUGUUAUUUUUGGUCCAGUUUCCGGUGCUGGGUUGGAACGGUUUGGAAGUGACUCCGGUCUCAUCCAGUUGGUCUGUGUCCCAUCCAGGGUCCCAUUCUGUGCCUUGCCUUUCAAGUCCUGCUUUACUCUAAGGACCGUCCUGUCAGAUGAGCUGGGACCCAUUGUAAUUAGUCUGUAAUGUUCAAGUUAGAGUGUACAGAAUUAUUUAUUUGUUGUACUCGUUCUGCUAAAACAUGUCCAUGUAUUCUGUGUA
Messenger RNA from Vidua chalybeata, 7198 nucleotides. RefSeq names its product protein serine kinase H1 (gene PSKH1). Gene Ontology annotation, molecular function: protein kinase activity; ATP binding. The transcript has 4 exons. Bases 504 to 1760 code for a protein of 418 amino acids. Gene Ontology annotation, biological process: protein phosphorylation. Lineage: Eukaryota; Metazoa; Chordata; Aves; Passeriformes; Viduidae. The record is from RefSeq and is a predicted model, not a curated record.